GCUGAAAUGUGCGACCUAUAGACUUUCUAUAGAAAAAUUGAGACCUGCCUCGAUCAAUCAAUUUUGAAGAGGCGCUGAAGACGAUGCAACCUUUACUAAUAAAAUUACGCACUCGUGGAAGAUUUAGACAAGACGAAUUAUAGGAUCUAGUUUUGCAUAUAAUAAAGUAACAAUGGGUAUGAUAAAUGCUAAAUCAACUUUAGUAAGUGCAGAAUCGAAGGAAUCUGAAAAACCUAAUAAACCUCUUAAACCUUGUUGUGCAUGUCCUGAGACGAAAAAAGCGAGGGACGAUUGCAUUAUCACCAAAGGCGAGGAACACUGUGGGAAUUUAAUAGAAGCGCAUAAAGCCUGUAUGAAGUCAAUGGGUUUCAACCUAUAAAUGUAAACUAUUAUUAAUUUAGAAAACAAUAAAGGCUGUAAUGAUUUA
Molecule: messenger RNA, 427 nt
Organism: Osmia lignaria (orchard mason bee)
Lineage: Eukaryota; Metazoa; Arthropoda; Insecta; Hymenoptera; Megachilidae
Gene: Cox17
Product: Cytochrome c oxidase copper chaperone COX17
Biological process (GO): mitochondrial respiratory chain complex IV assembly
Cellular component (GO): mitochondrial intermembrane space
Molecular function (GO): copper ion binding; copper chaperone activity
Source: RefSeq, a predicted model, not a curated record